AUGUUGGUGAUCUUCAUUUGCGUCCUCCUUUUCUUCAUCUUUUUGUACAGAUUCCUCGUCGCUUAUGGCGAUUUUACUUUGAUGUCUAAGAAGCAACCUAAACGCGAAGAAAUUGAAGAUAAGGUUGUUUGGAUUACUGGUGCUAGCCGUGGAAUUGGAGAGAUUUUGGCGAAACAGCUUGCAAGUUUAGGAGCCAAGCUUAUAAUCUCUGCGAGGAAUGAAGCUGAGCUAAACCGAGUAAGGACACAACUGAAAGGUAGGCAUGCACCUGAUGAAGUCAUGAUUUUACCAUUGGAUUUAUCCUCUGGAGAGGAUUCUCUUAGGGUAGCUGUUGAGAAAGCAGAAUCCUUUUUUCCGGAUUCUGGUGUUGAUUACAUGAUCCAUAAUGCAGCUUUUGAGCGUCCUAAAACAUCAAUUUUAGAUGUAACUGAGGGAGGUCUUAAGGCUACAUUUGAAGUCAAUGUUUUUGGGACAAUAACUCUUACAAAGCUCUUGGCACCUUUCAUGUUGAAGAGGGGACAUGGUCAUUUUGUGGUGAUGAGUAGUGCAGCAGGAAAGACACCUGCCCCGGGUCAGGCUUUAUACUCUGCUUCUAAAUAUGCGCUCAAUGGUUACUUCCAUACCUUGCGUUCAGAGCUCUGUCAGAAAGGAAUUCGGGUAACUGUGGUCUGUCCUGGUCCAAUAGAAACAUCAAAUAACGCUGGAUCGAAGGUUCCAUCUGAGGUUUAUCUUGGAGUAUACAGUAUACUCUCCCUUUGUGUUUUGAUUGUUGCUAUUGUCCCCUUGAACAUGCCAUGUGGUGUUUCUCAACAGAAGCGUGUGUCAGCUGAAAGGUGCGCUGAGCUGACUAUCAUUGCUGCGACCCAUGGCUUAAAGGAAGCUUGGAUAUCAUAUCAGCCUGUGCUUGCUGUCAUGUAUCUCGUUCAGUACAUGCCAGUUGUUGGUUAUUGGCUCAUGGACAAGGUUGGCAAAAAUCGAGUAGAAGCUGCCGAACAAAAGGGAAACACAUAUUCUUUGAGCUUACUGCUUGGAAAAAAGAAGGCCCCUUGA
Sphenostylis stenocarpa is the source of this 1050-nucleotide messenger RNA. Lineage: Eukaryota; Viridiplantae; Streptophyta; Magnoliopsida; Fabales; Fabaceae. The record is from the annotation of a GenBank genome assembly.